Durusdinium trenchii is the source of this 687-nucleotide messenger RNA. The record is from the annotation of a GenBank genome assembly. NCBI's taxonomy places the organism in Eukaryota, Dinophyceae, Suessiales, Symbiodiniaceae.
AUGUCUGGAACCAAGAGGAAGGCAGAAGCAGAGAUGGUUGGUGCAACUUGCACAGAUUUGAGAAAGAUGCAGAAGGAAGAUGGGGUCGCGUUGAUGAAGGUGUUCAACCAAGUGGCAUCUGCAGCCAAGAACACCGAGAGGGUCUUGGAGCUCUUCAAAGCACAACAAGGCCUCAACAUUGGCUUCCCUGUGGAUUGUUACACUCAUGGUCUCCAAAGUGCCACGCGGGCGUUGCGCGAUGGUCGUGAUGAAGAGACCGUUGUUGUUGCAUUGCUGCACGACAUUGGUGAGUGUUGGUCUUCCAUCAACCACGGGGAAAUUGCGGCGAGCAUUUUGCGACCCUACAUCGGUCCGGAGAACUACUGGAUUUUGAUGCAUCAUGAGAUCUUCCAGGCCUACAUCUACCAGGGGGGAUUUGAAUUGAAGGACAUUGAUGCGUUGCGCAACCAGUUCAAGGACAGCCCUUACUUUGAUGCCUGCCACCAGUUCUGCUACAAGUAUGACGCUCCGUCCUUUGACCCGGACUAUGAGACGCUUCCCCUGGAGCAUUUCGUUCCAAUGGUGCACCGGAUCUUCAACCGCAAGCCCUAUGAGACCAGCGGUUGCCUCAACGACUCACUACUCAACAGGGCAAAGGCGGGCAUGGCAGAGGCCUACCCUCCCCCAGGUGAGGUGGAGUCAGCAUAG